UGAACGACCACUACCAUGCGUCUUACAACUGCCCUCUUCGCCUUGGCCGCCCUCGUCGGCACUGCCUCCAGCCGCUUCCUUCUCGUGGGGUCUCAAACCGGCGCCGCGACCACCAACGACCCCGUGGGCAUUUCCAUUUACCGCACCAACGCCAAGGGUGGAUUGACCAAGAUUGGCCAAGAAACCAAUGCCACCACGGGCAACCAGCCGACGUAUUUUGCCUUGUCCAAGGGCCACAAGUUCUUGUACGUGACCAACGAAGUCGAAAAGGGCACGCUCACUGCGUUUCGUGUGCGUCGCAACAACCACGACGACGAUGACAACUGCGAAGAUGACAGCGACGACGAAGAUGACGACAAAGAGGAGACCAGCAACGAGGACACGCUGUCCCUCGACUUUCUCGGCGCGACCGCCACCAACACCAAGGGCCCCGUGCACUUGGUGCUCACCAACGACAACAAAUACGCUAUCGUCGCGAGCUAUGACGACGGGUCGGUGGUUGUGUUCAAGCUCAAUCAGAACGGCACCGUUGGCGAGAUCGUGGACAAGGUGCAGUUCACGGGCGGCGCGGGCGUCGUUCCCGGGCGCCAAGAAGGCCCCCAUGCUCACUGCGUGGCCCUGAGCAAGUGCAACUCGUACUUGUACGUGACGGACUUGGGCAACGACAAGGUCAUGCAGUUCAAGCUCAACAAGGGCAAGCUCACCGCCAACGGUUUCGUGGCCACUGGCCCGGGCACGCUCCCCCGCCACUUGGCCGUGCACCCGAACAGCCGCGACAUCUUCUUGACCACCGAGUUCACGAACGAGUUGGUCCGCCACGAAGUGCAACCGGACGGCCAGCUGGUCAAGAAGGCAGUCGUGAAGACGUCGGCACUGACUGGUGAUCAGUACUCGGCAGCCGUGCAUGUCACGAAAGACGGCAAGUUCGUGCUCGUGUCCAACCGCGGCCUCGGCGCGAACGAAAACAACAUCGUGGUCUUCGACGCUGCUACGUUGGAGCGCGUGUCCACGGGCCCCCUCCGCGCUGGCGCGUUCCCUCGCGACUUUACAAUCAGCGACGACAACAUCGUGUACGUGGGCAACCAACUCACGAGCGACCUUGUGAGCUUCCGCCUGCUCAAGAACGGCACCCUCGUUCCCACCGGCACUAAUGUUGCCGUGCCCCGACCCGUCGUGUUGUUGACCCUGUAAAUAAC
Messenger RNA from Aphanomyces astaci, 1196 nucleotides. RefSeq lists its product as hypothetical. NCBI's taxonomy places the organism in Eukaryota, Oomycota, Saprolegniomycetes, Saprolegniales, Verrucalvaceae. The transcript has a single exon. The record is from RefSeq and is a predicted model, not a curated record. Gene Ontology annotation, molecular function: protein binding; 6-phosphogluconolactonase activity. Bases 16 to 1191 code for a protein of 391 amino acids.